Molecule: messenger RNA, 1871 nt
Organism: Manihot esculenta (cassava)
Lineage: Eukaryota; Viridiplantae; Streptophyta; Magnoliopsida; Malpighiales; Euphorbiaceae
Product: aspartic proteinase
Exons: 14
Coding region: 158-1678 (506 amino acids)
Biological process (GO): lipid metabolic process; proteolysis
Molecular function (GO): aspartic-type endopeptidase activity
Source: RefSeq, a predicted model, not a curated record
AUAAAACGGUUAAAUUAAGAUAAUACAAAAAUUUAGGAACGGCAGCUGAGCUGGCCCCCGUGGGUCUAACAAGGUGACAGGUUGCUCUCUAUAUAUUCUCUUCUUCUGCUGCUGCUUUCUUCGUGAUUCUUCGACUCGUCUGCUUUAAUCGGUGAAAAUGGGAACCAGCUUCAAACCGGUGAUAUUGUCGCUGUUUAUUGCUUCCUUGCUGUUUACCUUCACCUACUCUGCAUCAAAUGAUGGGUUGGUUAGAAUUGGACUGAAAAAGAUGAAAUUGGAUCAGAACAGCCAAGUUGUUACCCGGCUUGAGUCGAAGAAUGUGGAAGCUUACAGAGCUUCUGUGAGGAAGUAUGGUCUCCGUGAUAAUCUGGCGGACUCGGGGGAUCCUGAUAUUGUAGCAUUGAAGAACUAUUUGGAUGCUCAGUAUUACGGUGAAAUUGACAUUGGGACUCCUCCUCAGAAAUUUACUGUAAUCUUUGACACUGGUAGCUCCAAUUUGUGGGUGCCAUCAUCCAAGUGCUUUCUCUCAGUUGCUUGUUACUUCCAUUCUAGGUACAAGUCAAGCAAAUCAAGUACCUACAGGAAGAAUGGAAAAUCUGCUGAGAUUCACUAUGGCACUGGAGCUGUUUCUGGUUUCUUUAGUUAUGAUAAUGUCAAUGUUGGUGACCUAGUUGUAAAAGAUCAGGAAUUUAUUGAGGCAACUUCGGAGCCUAGUGUCACAUUUAUGGUGGCCAAGUUUGAUGGCAUACUAGGACUUGGAUUUCAGGAGAUCUCAGUCGGAAAUGCUGUGCCUGUCUGGUACAACAUGGUUAAACAAGGCCUUGUCAAGGAACCAGUAUUUUCUUUUUGGCUUAACCGCAAUACAGAGGAAGACGAAGGAGGCGAAAUUGUAUUUGGUGGUGUUGAUCCAAAUCAUUACAAGGGCAAGCACACAUAUGUUCCUGUGACACAGAAAGGCUAUUGGCAGUUUGACAUGGGCGAUAUUCUUAUUGGUGAUAAACCAACUGGUUAUUGUACUGGCAGUUGCUCAGCGAUUGCAGACUCUGGAACUUCCUUGUUGGCAGGCCCAACGACUGUGGUUACCCUGAUAAAUGAAGCAAUCGGAGCCACUGGAGUAGUUAGUCAGGAAUGUAAGGCUGUUGUUGCUCAGUAUGGACAAACCAUAAUGGAUUUGCUUCUAGCUGAGGCUCAACCAAAGAAAAUCUGCUCACAAAUUGGAUUGUGCACAUUUGAUGGGACCCAUGGUGUUAGCAUGGGCAUUCAGAGUGUGGUGGAUGAGAGAAAUGAUGCUAUGUGCUCUGCCUGUGAGAUGACAGUUAUUUGGAUGCAGAACCAGCUGAGACAGAAUCACACACAAGAUCGUAUACUGAACUAUGUCAAUGAGCUCUGUGAUCGAAUUCCGAACCCAAUGGGGCAAUCAGCUGUUGACUGUGACAGUCUCUCUUCAAUGCCUACUGUUUCCUUCACUAUAGGAGGAAAAAUUUUUGAGCUUACCCCUCAGGAGUACGUCCUCAAGGUGGGGGAGGGUUCAGGGGCUCAGUGCAUCAGUGGCUUUACUGCUUUGGAUGUGCCGCCUCCUCGUGGACCUCUCUGGAUCUUGGGAGAUAUUUUCAUGGGUCGAUACCAUACUGUUUUCGACUAUGGCAAUAUGCGAGUUGGAUUUGCGGAUGCAGCAUAAAGAGAUGGAUCUACUUUAGAUGUUUUUUUUAAAUCAGAUGUUCCAUUUCUCUGUGCUAAUAUGUACCUUCAGAAAUGGAUUUGUUAAGCUUAAAACCAAUGGAUAAUAGUAGAGCUUGCUUGUAAAUAUUUGUGCGUUGGGUUGAGAAGUGGAUGUUACUCCGAGAAAUGAUGAGCUUCGAGCUUGUUUUCAA